Messenger RNA from Penicillium antarcticum, 291 nucleotides. RefSeq lists its product as uncharacterized. The coding region runs from base 1 to 291 and encodes 96 amino acids. The record is from RefSeq and is a predicted model, not a curated record. The transcript has a single exon. NCBI's taxonomy places the organism in Eukaryota, Fungi, Ascomycota, Eurotiomycetes, Eurotiales, Aspergillaceae.
AUGUCCCAACUUCCAUACUCCACAGACUCCGGAGUCAGAGUCCUGAGCAUUCCCACCACAGCUGCAUUGCCUAGGUCGUCCUAUCAGCCUCGCUACCACAUGCAGCUCCGCGCAGUGAGACUGGGUGCAACACCUAAGUUGGCGUCAAACCAUCGCACCACAGCCCAUGCGAACUAUGCCGGCGAAGCUCAACACUCUGCACCACAAGGCAACCAGCGCAGCUGGAAAAAAGGCCCGAGCCACUUAAAACGGCCAAAGGUCAUCGUACAUAGCAUACAGCAAUUCUCCUAG